Messenger RNA from Chanos chanos (milkfish), 3326 nucleotides. RefSeq names its product mitochondrial antiviral signaling protein (gene mavs). The coding region runs from base 27 to 2171 and encodes 714 amino acids. Lineage: Eukaryota; Metazoa; Chordata; Actinopteri; Gonorynchiformes; Chanidae. The transcript has 5 exons. The record is from RefSeq and is a predicted model, not a curated record.
CGUGACCUCUUCUGUAAAGUGUGAAAAUGGCGUAUGUGAAUGACAAACUGUAUCAGAACGUCGUGAGGCCGAAAAUGGCUCGGCUAGCCUCAGUCGUCAGAGUCAGAGAGAUCUUACCUCAUCUCACCUGCCUCACACUCUCUGAUCAGGAAGAGAUAGAAGCUAAGAGAGAAACUGUGGGGAACUAUAAUGCUAUGCAGCUGUUGCUGGACAACCUUCGACGAAGGGAGAACUGGCCUGAUGUUUUCAUUAGAGCACUGUAUGAAUGCGAACACCAUGAACUGGCUGAUGAAAUAAGUGGUGCUUAUAAUGCCCUGACAGGACGCACCAAUCAAAGAGCAGCUGCUUCUGAUCCCACUCCUGCUCCUGCCGCUCCCUCGGCAACCGUCACCACAGCAACAGUCCAUGCUGCUCCCGCCUCUACCCUCCCCUUGCCAGCCCCCUCGCAACAGAAUCCCCCACUCCAGGCAGUUGCCCCUCGCUCGGAGCCCUUGCCCGACGUAGCUUCCCCGGUUGCUCCUCCAUCUGCUGCUUCACAGGCUCCAGCUCCUCUUCCACCUGAACCAACUCCUCCUCAAGAGUCCGUCCCACAGGCUGUUGCAGCUCCCUCACUCCUCCAAACCACUACUCCCCAAAUCUCCGCCCCGUCGACAGCCUCGCAGUCCCAGACAGAUGCACCAUCCUCACAGGUUGCUGCCAAUGACCCUGUCUCAGUACCUCAGGUUGUGACUCCUCCUUCUUCGGUGCCUGAGGCAUCUGCACCUUCUCUCGACGCAGCACCUGAGCAAACCGCUCCCUUAGAUUCUGACCCACAUGCUACCACCCCUCCUCCAGUCUCCACACUCCAAAACCAAUCUUCUAUUGAGGUGAGUGAGACCCCCAAACCUGGGGAGGCUGCAGAGAUCCACCAACCACAAUUAAACUCUGACAUACCUGCUGGCCCACCCGUGGCACCUGCUUCAACGAAUGCACAACCCCAGUCCACUAACCUCCCUUCAGCCACUGCCCCUGCCCAAACUACUGACUUCCAGGAGGAAGACUCAUUGCCAGUGGCAGUUCCAGAGACCCACAGCUCUGUCAGUCACCCUAUACAAGACACCAACCCACCUGAAAAAGACAGCAGUGAACAUCAGGAACCAGAGGAGAGUUCUGACCCAACCAUGUAUCAGCCUGUGGAGAGUGAACACCAAAAUCAGGAGUCAAAUGCAAGUACAAUCCAGGACACAACCGAUGCUGCUGUAGGGCCAGUGCCUACCUGUGUAGCCCCUGCUGGCGCAGAGGGCAUGGUUUCGGAGGAGGAAGAGGAAUUCAGUAAACCUGGUACACUCCAAAGCAUGCCAGCCCAGCGGGAGACUGCACAUACUGUUGCUCCAUUGGAGCCUGUAACUGAAGAGCCAUGCUCUGUGACAUCUGAUGACCUGGAGAUAAGCAGGUCCACAGUGACAAUGCAGACUUGUCAGGACACCGUCAGGACUCCUCCUGUUGUGGAUGAAAAUCCUGAGGCAGCAGAAGAGCCCGUCCCCGAUUUCAACUCCAAGAUCGGUGCUUCUGGUGACGCUGCCUCUGACUCUGUCACCACCCAUGAAGCCACAUUAACACCAUGUCAAGAGAAUGGCCUCGGCGGUGACCGCCUCUCAUCUCUCAACCAGCCAAUAGAAGAUCACUAUGAGUCUGUUUGUCAGAGUUUGCAGUCAGAGACGCUGGUGAACAUAGUCCAGGUGUCUGAAGAGCCCUCAAUCCAGAACCUAGAUGGUCAGCCAUUGAGCAACCUUGUAAAUGAUGUUCACGUCUCCAAAGAAGUGCACGCCGUGAACCAUGACAGCCAUGCUGAGAAUGUGAUCGAUCAAGACGUUUCCAUUGUGCCAGAUGAUCAGUCACCUCCGGACCUGGGAAAUAUAGACCAUGUGAAUCAGCAGGCUCUUCCUGUUGUUGAUCCACCUGCCCAUGGAGAGUCAGCUGUUGUUAGCUCCCUGGAGCCAAAAGUUACAGGCUUAAAUGUCCCAAUGCCAGAGCCCAAUGCCAACCCACAGAAGGAGCUGCAGAGCAUACAGGAGCAAAGAGAGGCAGUGAUGAAUGAGGGAGAGAACAGGCAGCUCCAACCAAACCAUUACCUUAUAGCUGCCGGUGCUGUUGGUGUAGCCCUUUUAAUGGCCUGGAAGCUGAAAAAUUAGCUGUAAAAAAGUUAAAGAGGACUCUUACCUACAAGCUCCACAUUGUCGGUGGCACUUAAGGAGGAUACCCAUGCAUGCAACCCUAGCCCCUAUAUCUUUCACCUUACCCUGGGUGUUCUGUUUGUGUUUUUAGCGGGGUCUAAUAAAUGCUCCUUUAUGAUACUGAAGUCAUUCACCACUUGAAUAAAUUGUAAAUCAUUAACCAGCUAUUCCAUUAUAAUUGAUCAAUGAUUAACACGUUAAUAAAUGACAUUCUUUGCUGUGAGGUACUUUUACACAUCGAUAGGGGCAAUUAUGGAUGCAUAUUUACCUGCAAUUCUUUUGUUCAAAAUGAAGGCUUAAGACCAGAGUCUUUGUCUUCUGUUCAAGGGUUGUUUGGUGGUAAACUGUGUUGUUUCUAGUCACUGACAUUUUAUCAUGUAUUUUAUAGUGAGUUAUGUUUAAAUGCCAUGAUUUUGCCUUGUGACAACUUUGGUAGAUUAAUGGCGAAAUGAUAUGCAGGUGUAAAGGCACAAAUUCUGUUGGAACCUGUGCAUUUGAUUUCCUGUACACAAGAAAAGAACACAUAAACCCUAACACACACACACAUACACACACCGUGGAACUCAUGGUCUUCCUCCUGAUAUAAGAUAUAUAAACUUUCUAGGUGACUUUCUCAAGCCUUCACUGCCUGUUGUUUAAGUUGCACUGGACUCACAAAGUGUCCUUAGCUGUGUUUCACUUCUCAUCAAAUGGGUAGUCUACCGACAGACUUGAAGAAGUGCAUUAGUGAAUGAAUAGAGGCACAGCAAAUAAUGGAAGUGCUGAGGAGCAGCACUGAGCCAAGUAUGGCACGAGUCAUUUUUUUUAACAAAUGUAAAUGCCAUGUGUGUAUGAUGUAAACACAGCUUGUUUGUGUCUAACCUCCUUUAUUAUCAAUACACUGUGAAUCUUUGUAACUGAACCUUUGCUAUAAACAUGCUUAUUGAAAGAGACCUGGCCUUUAAAUAAUCAGUGUUCAACAAGGCGAAAAGAACUCUUUACUCGGCCUGUACAUCUAACUCUUGGCUGUACACAAAUCCUUAAACUCCUCAUUGAUUUAAUCAAGUGUGUCAUUACUGUAAUAUACAGAAAUAUAUUAUGCACUGAGAGACCAUUUCAGUGCCGAGUUUGAAC